Molecule: messenger RNA, 11554 nt
Organism: Hemicordylus capensis (graceful crag lizard)
Lineage: Eukaryota; Metazoa; Chordata; Lepidosauria; Squamata; Cordylidae
Gene: PTAR1
Product: protein prenyltransferase alpha subunit repeat containing 1
Exons: 7
Coding region: 384-1607 (407 amino acids)
Biological process (GO): protein prenylation
Cellular component (GO): cytoplasm
Molecular function (GO): protein prenyltransferase activity
Source: RefSeq, a predicted model, not a curated record
GCGACCCUCUUCUGUCCCAGGCCAGGGCCGACGGCGCCCGUAGGGCUUGGCUGAGUUGCUUGGAGCUCUGCAAAGUUGCUGCCUAUUGAAGGAGAUGCUGCUGCUAACUCCAGCUCUCCUCCCUCACCCUCUCUCAGUGCCCAACUUCUAUCCCUCAGUGUGAAAGUAACUUAAAAACCCGGGAAGAGGGCGGAUCUUCGAAUUCCACCCAUUAAUAGAAGUGCAGCCUUUGCAUAAAGUACUGUAAUGUAAUCUAAUAUGCCAGACGAUGUGCUGAAGAAGCCAAGAUUGAGUGAGGGCACUGUUCGAGUUUGGAUGUAAAGCUUUAAAAAGUGUGUGGAAAAUAUCUUCUUCAGAGUCACAAACAGCACGGGAGUGUGGUGAUGAGAGAUGAAAUUGGAUUAAUUCCCUGUCCUGAAGCCAGAUAUAACCGAAGCCCUAUUGUCCUGGUAGAAAACAAACUUGGAGUAGAAAGCUGGUGUGUCAAAUUUCUUUUGCCAUAUGUGCAUAACAAGCUCCUCCACUAUAGACAGAGAAAGCAAUGGCUCAACAAAGAAGAAUUGAUAGAUAUCACUUGUACUUUGCUGCUACUAAACCCAGACUUCACAACUGCAUGGAAUGUAAGGAAAGAAUUAAUAUUAUCUGGCACUUUAAAUCCCAUUAAAGAUUUGCAUCUUGGAAAGCUGGCACUUACUAAGUUUCCGAAGAGUCCAGAAACAUGGAUUCACAGACGAUGGGUGCUGCAACAACUAAUUCAGGAAAACUCCUUGCCCACUCUUGUGACUAAAGGGAAUUUGGAAACAGUACCCACGGAAAGAAUAUGGCGAUUAGUAAAAGAAGAAAUGGGUGUCUGUUGUGAAGCUGCUGGGCGAUAUCCAAGCAAUUAUAAUGCCUGGUCCCAUCGUAUCUGGGUUUUACAGCACUUGGCAAAGCUCAGUACAAAGAUUCUUCUUGAUGAACUUUCUUCCACCAAACACUGGGUUUCCAUGCAUGUUUCUGACCAUAGUGGAUUCCACUACCGCCAGUUUUUAUUAAAGUCCUUGAUUGGCAGAACUGUGAAUGACUGUAAUGUACAGAUGCAUAAUCAGCUGGUUAAUCAACAAGUACCCAGUCUUCCAAAAGAUGAAGAAAAUGAUGAAGUAGAAGCUGCCUGUGUGGAAGAACAAAGACCAGAUCAUCCUCUUCUUCUAAAGGAAGAAGUGGAGCUUUGCACCAAUUUAAUUAAUACUUAUCCAGGGCAUGAAUCCCUGUGGUGUCACAGACGGCAUGUGUUCUACCUUCAGCACCACUUAAAGAACAAACUUCCACUUCCAAGCAUCUGGUCAACAGCGGCAGAAAACAGUGAUGGGACUUUGAAUGACUCUCUUCCUGGUGUUGUGUUUGGCCAUGUCACCCAAGCCAUGGAUGUUGAUGGCUUGAUUGAAUCCAGCAAACAAGGCUACACUCAAGAAACAAAACGCCUGAAACGUGCACCUGUGCAGGACUCUGUUGGUCUGGAAGUGGAAUACAGGUUCAUCGAUCACGUUUUAUCAACAUGCAGGGAUGUAGAGCAGGCAAGGUUUGCUGGUGCAUACAGAAAAUGGCUGGUUUCUUUUCUAGGUCAGUGAAGGAGGAGAUUUUAAAAAAAAAAACCUGCAGGGUCUCUUGUUUAGUGCAAUAUUCUUUUCAAACACAGGUGCACAUAGUGGCACCUGGCACUUUUCACCCUUCUUUGUCAGUGCUGAUCUGCAUCUGCCAAUUAUGGCUUUAGUUUAAUUUAUAUUUUUGAAAGCACCCUGGUGUUGAUCAUUUAAAGGUUUUCUGCAUUUAUGUUUUUGUGUAGGAUAGCACGUGUCAUCCUAAUGCAGACUUUUUGAUUCUAGUAUAAAGGGUUUUAAAAAUCUAUCCCCCCCCCCGCCCACUUAAAUUAAGAUGAAUAGAAGUUUUAAGUAGCUAACACAAAUAGUGUGCCAGGAAAACAGAUAGCUGGGUAUAUUGAUUGAAAAUGAACAUACCUUUUUAAUUUCCUUUCCUAAUCAGAAGCAUUUGCCAUUGAAGACAAUAGAUAAUCAUCUAGAAUAAUCUAGAACAUCAGUGCACACUGUUUUUUGGCCAGAUUGGUUUUGAGUAAGAGACUUUUCAUUGUAUUGCAUUGCUUUCAUUGCACCUCGGCUCUUCCAUAAAUGUUCAGGCUGCAGUUAACCUGUUUCCAGUUCACAUUUGAAUUGCUUUGAAGACCUCACAGUACUAUGAUUUAUACUUUCAUUUAGUGCGCACGCACGCACACACCAGAUCUGUGAUUAUGUACAGUUCUUCAUUCCUGUCCUAUUUUUAUUUAUUUUCAUUUGCUAAAACUAGUGUUGAUGUAUCUUUCCAACUGUAUUGUGAACACUACAAAACUGUGUGCAGCCUCAUAAAUAUGACAUGCCAUAGAUAAACCACUACAGAUAUUUAGGAUGAAAACAAUUGAGGUGACUGCUGGCUGUUUUUGUGUUUAUUCAAACAACAACAACUAAGUCUUUCCCCUGUGAACAUGGUGGUUUUUCUCAUUGAGGAGGGCUGUUCUGUUUCACAUCCUCCUAGUGGCCUUUUGCUGUUUAUACAUCCAUAACGUGUUAAGUGGGUGGAGAGGCAAUUAAUUUCUUGUAAUCAAACUUUUAUUCUUUAUUGCUUUGCUAACAGCACAAUGAAAUAUGGUUGACGUGUGCUGGUAUUUCUUAAGUGCUGACCUACAUUUCAGAUUUCUAAACUGUUUAGUAAAACCAUGCAAAAUGCAUGAGGGCAGCCCACUUGACACACUCAAUACAGAUAAUCUGAAGCUACAUGUAUACUAAAGCACACACAAAGCUCACUUAGGUUGGUACUUAGUCCUAACAGUUGCUUUGUAUGCUCAGUGAACAUGUGUGCCUGGUGCUGUUUUGCACAUUACAGUUAGUAGGGAAUUGCCUCAUUGGAAAUUGUGUGUGAGAAGCCCCUGGAUUGAACUAAUAACAUAGGAUAGUACUAAUGACUGUAGAGGCAUGUGUGUGUCUGUGCAUGUGCUCUCCAGUGCCACAAAGCAAAUACAGCUUGUCUGGAAAUAAUUUUCCACUUCAGAUUUUCACCCAGUGUACCAACAAAUUAGGGCCGGGUAUUAGUGAAACAUUUCCAGUCACAAUCUUUGUGCCUGUUUUCCUUUCACAAACAGGGAAAAUGUGUGCGGUUGCUUUUCUAGGCAGUAAAGUAGUCUGAGCAGAAAAAUAUGGACAUUAUCCAAAGACUGACUCCAUCAUCCAUCAGGUCAGUAGAGCAGGACUCUACAGCUUCGGCCUUCCUGCAGAUGUUGGACUACAAUUCCCUGACCAUUGGCUACUGUGGCUGGAAAUUAUGGAAGUUGUAGUCCAAAAACAACUGGAGGGCCACAGUUGUGCAGCCUUGGUGUAGUGCCGUGGUUAGUUUAAAUCCUGUGCAAGUAUUGCAACUAAUUAAUUUGCCAAAAGAUAAAUAAUGAUGCUUAAGUGAUCUCUCCAGCUUUCACAAAGUCUGAAGCUGAUUGGAAGAGAAAGAAAUUCAAUAUGUCCCCGUAGGAAUAGGUCAGUAUUUAUUUAAUACCAUCUCUGUCUAAGCUUCUUUAAGCAGGUAUAGAUCUCUUGUUGUAGCUGCUCUAUUAUCAGAAAGAUGAAGCUUCUCACAUUUGGACUUUUAAUGCACACUGUAACAUUACCAGAAACACAGAGUAACUUAGGCAGCAUUGUUCUUCAUAUAAUUACAUUUUAUUUUUAUGAUGUCUUCAGUUAGAGAACAGUCCUCUAAGCAGUGGGAGUGAGUGCAUCCGUUCACUUCAGUGGAAUCAUCCCCUGCAAGCCUCACUUAAAUCAGUGGAGGGUGUGCAACACCAGCACAUAGUGGAUUUACACCAUUUGCCUCUUUCAGUUUUGCCAUUCCUCAAUUUUAUCCAAAUAAAUGUGCAAGGGAGAGGAGAAGAUAUGUGAAGUGGGACUGCAAUAAAGGAGGUUGUUCAUGAUGGGCAGAUAAUUCCCUCUUUGGUUGAGCUGGAUUGAUUUUAUGAAAGCUUUCAAAGAUAAUAGUGAAACGUGACUUGAAAUCUAUUUUUGCUUUCCACUUGAUUUUUAAACUGAAGUCCCAGCUAGAUUCCCUGGAGCUAUAUAUAAAUAGAGAUAACUCUACUUAUUAAAUUUGGCAGCCCUUCCAUUAUCAUAGAUGUAAGGUCAAACUCUGCCCUCAAAUGUGCAUUUUACCUCACAGUGAUAGAUGUAGGAAUUGUGUGCACAGACCAAAAUCCAGGUCUGCAGUCUUCCAAGUCCUCCAGCUUCAAAGGGUAAUGUAGCGCCAGAUUUUAAACUUGCCUGAGUAGCAGACAGAAUAAAUGUGAGAUUAUUAAUGGGUGUUUAAGAGACCUAACCCGGAUGGCUGGGGAAGGAUACCUUUUUAAGAUUCAUAGGAAUAUUCUAACAAUUGUUUAAUAAUUUCAGUGGAGACUGAAAGGCAAAUAAGAAUAUCUCUUCCACUGAAGAUAACAUUUCAGGCAAAGUAAAAACUAAGUAAAUGGACAUGGUUCAUGGGGUGGGGUCAUGUCUCCCUUUAAAACCUAAAGAGUUGUUUAGAUUCACACACAAAGCAAAUAUUUUUAAUAUUUUCCUCCCUGCUGGUAUCCUUUGAAUGGCCUGUGGGAAAGUCUUCUGAGAUCAUUCCUUAGAGACCGAUAACAACUGAGAAUCCCUGCAAGUGUGAUCACUUACUUUUAAUUUGAUUGGUUUUUUUUAAGCCUUAGACUGGGAAAAGGCUAUUAAUGCAGCAGACGGAUUUUAUUUAGCUGUGCCAUGGGGCAUUGGUGAUUACCAUACAUUAAAAGUCACCUAGCACAGCUCUGCAGAGCUAAAUAAUGCUAGAUUGAGCAUUUAGCAUGUCAGAGGUCAAGAUAUUCAAACUUAAUAAUUGAACCAGGGUGCUCCUGGGGAAACACCUGGCUUCAUCCAUUCAGGACCAAGCACUUAUUCAUUCUUGCAGUAUUUUGGGUGAGUUAAUACAGAUAAUGUCAUCAAAGUAUAUUGGGCAAUAUUUUUGCAUGUUUAAGGAUUUAGGAAGUAUUAGAUCGUCUCUCCUCUUGCACCACCACAUUGUUUGGUAUGUGAACAACUGCCUUUGUUCGGUUUUUCUUCAUACACUUGAUCAGAUCUUGCUGUGACAACUUUCUGGUGAAAAUGAAUUGUAAGUAUUAGUGGACGUUACAUGACACUUCAGAAAUUAGAAUCCCAUUUAACAGUAUUAAACAAUGAGGUCAACACAAGCAAACAACUGUUAAAUAAUGCAUAAUGAUAUCUGCAGUAAUGUGCACACUGACUAGUGCUGAAUCAGCAAUUGACUCUUCAGCUCAUAUAGGCUGUUUACUGGGACAAAAUAGACAGUAUGUAAAGCGACUUAGUUGUGAAAUGGCUGAAUCUGCGCUAGCUUUUCACAUCAGUUUUAACAGAAUAUUUAGCACUGAUAUUUUUCCCACCAUAGGAACAUUUGAGCUAUGGUAAAUACGUUGAAACAUAUUUUGCUUGGUUUUGUAAUUCUGUAUCUUAAAUCAAUGGAAAAUGCCUGUGUGAAUACUACUUCCUCGUCUUCAUGGAGAGAAACAUGGGUCCAGAGGCUUGGUCACCCCUCUGAUGAGCUUUCUUGACAAGAGUUAAGAACACCCCUCCCAUUCCUCCUUUUUGCAUGAUGUAAAUUUGAGGAAGCAGAUAGCAGAAGGAUCAGGAUAGUUAUCUCUGACUUUGUAGAUAAUACAGUGGUGAUGUAAUGAACCUGGGUUUACCAUGGUAUGUGUAAUUGCAGCCAACACCACUGGAAGCCAUUUAUUCAUGUUGUUCUGUAAUGUGCUAAUCUACAUUCUUCUGCUUAUUACAUCGUUUGGCAGAGUUACAGUUUUUUGUUUUAAUAUUCAAGAAUCAAGUAACACUUUUAUAAUCCACACAUAAUUUAUUAUUAGUUACUUAGUUUUAUGUAGCAGACUGGUGUAAAAGAAGAAAUCACAUUAAUAUUGUGACGCUGUUAGUUUCACCCUUAUACGUGAAAUCCACUUCACACUUUGCAUCUCUCUCUCCUUGUGAUAAUGAUGUCAGAUAAUAAGAAUAUGAACUGUAUAAUAGAAUUACCUUUCCUUGGCCUACCUCCUUGAAAUAAUGCAAUUUGUAACAGUUCCAAGUAAGUACUGUUGGCUUUUUCCUAUAAACACAAAUCCUGUAAACAGUUUUUGAUGGUCCUCUGUGGUUUCCAUCAAAAGUGAUGACAAUUUUGGACAAAAGAAAAAGAGUUUUUGUUCCCAUUCCAAACCAAAAUGCAGAACAGAGAAUUGAACCUGAAAACCAGAAAGAUUAAAAGUUGGAAAGUUUUUAGUUUCUUCUACUGUAAUGCUGAAAAUUUGACUGUCAGAUUAUAUGUGCUCGAGACAUCUCAAGAUCAACUUAGUGAAAGAUGAAUGUGACUUUUAAAAGCACUUAGACACAUUCUCUUUCACUGACAGCACUUCUGUGGAAAUUAAGAUACUUUUGAUAUUAAAGAAAAGGGAGAGGAAUUCACUACUGAGAAGUGUUUUAAAUACACACAUUUUUAGGUGGAAGACAAAGCUACUGUGUGUUGGACGCAUCUUUCCCUCCUUUCUCAUUGGAUUUAAUGUGUGAUGUUCUAAAGAGAUAUCUGAUGAAGAAUGUAUUGUGACAGUGGGAGAAGUGGGCUUUUUCAAAACACUUUGACUACCUCCCCAAAACUGAGAUAAGGUCAUGUCUUCAGUUGAGCAUGCUUUUAUCAACAACCUCAAACUUGGUGUUUGAAAAGCAAAAACUGUAUCAAUUAAUCUAGACUGACUUUAUUUCAAGAGGAAAUUCAAAAAAUCUGAAGGAAAUUAAAGCUUCCAAUAGUUAAGUCCAGAUUCCAGUGCCUGGAUUCCAUCCUGCCAUUUCUGCAAACAAAGCACUGCACUAUUGUCAAAUGAAGGAAAUAAGCAUCCGUCAGCUUAUGCUUUCCAUAUCUAUAUCAAGGUCAGUGGUAUCUUGACUCUUCCUUGUGACUUCUAAUUUGUAGUGCUACUUUACUCAGGGCAUAGAAUAUCUAGUGAGUUAGUACUUUUUUACCCUUAUAGUGAAUGAUGUGUAAAUAUUUAAAUGCCUAACAAUGGUCUCUUAACACCGUUUAGCCAUCUAACUAAUGCUGCAACUGGUUAACAGCUUUUAAAAAUCUGUCUUUUGCUCUUGUUCUGCACACAGGUGCAAACACACACAAAAUUUAUUUUGUAUCAUAAAUCAAAGUAGUUCUCUGCUAAGUAACUGUGGGCCUAAUCCUGUAGAUUGCGAAACACUUGCCUCAUUACACCUGAAUGUUCCUGAAAGGGGGACUUGGGAUCAUGUCCCACGUGCUGGCAUGAAUUACUGAUGUCUUCUGCUGUUCUAGUUAUUAUAUCAAAUUGCAACAGGACUUGAGACACAAAGACCACAUAUAGAUCCAGUUUUAUGGGGCAAAAUAUUAUAUUAUCUCCUAGAGCAGGCAGGAUGUAUUUAUCUCCCAGAGCAGACUGGAUGCAGCCAGUACUUUUUGUUUACAUGGAGUGUGAUCUAGCCAGAGUUAAGCACUGUGUGGCACAAAAUUCUGCAUGUAUACUCAGAUCUAAGUAAGUGUGCAUAGGAUUGUAGUUUAGAACCCAUUAAUGUCAGCACAUGCUUAGACAUUAAGACUUCAAAGGUGCUUAAGUUUGACUGAAUCAUAUCUUUAGUCAAGAGAACCAAUGGUGAGAUACUGUUAUGGAACAAGAAGAUUUUUAUAUGGAUUAUUAUGAAAAUGUUGAAAUGAGUAGAGGAUGCACAACAGCAGCAUUUGGGGGGAUUACAGACAUAACUUAUCUAACUAUGACCAAGUACCUGGUAUACACUUGAUAAAUAAUUCAUGGAUGGAUAUAUGCUCUGAAAAAAGCAUGGCUAUUUCCACUAUAUAAUAUUGUAAACUUAAUGCAAAUAGCAUAUGUGACACAAAAUGCCAGAAAAUUAAAUAUUUUCCCCUCAUUUCUGCAAAGGGCAAAUGAGAUUUUCCUACAUCUCAUUUAUAUUCAGCUUUGUUUUCCAUUUUUUCUUUUGAAAAAGCUCGUUUUCUAUCUGUUUUAUUACAACAUAAAUUUUCAGGCAGAUUGUUUACUGCUUACAAAUGCUAACUUCUUAGUAAUCCAGUGGGUGUAAUCGACCACUUCUCUGCUGCUUCACAACCUCCAUUAAUUUCAGUGCAAGAGUUUUUCAUCUAUCCAAGUAGCACUGGCAAGUAGAAUAAAACAAACCUUUGUCAACUUCAGUAUUGGUUAUGUAAACCUGUGAAUUUCACUAAAGUGGGAGUUUAUUUAAAUAAUGCAUUUUUCACACAGUGCAAAAUAAUGGUCAAAUAUUAUGCUACUGUUCUCUCAUUUAUUAUAGAAUAAAAUGGUAUGCACAGUAUCAAAAAUAAGUCCAAACAGAUAAAUUGCCACUGCCCCAUGAUUCAGAAGAUGCAAGGAAGGAAUUUGUCUUUCAGCAUUUGCAUUUUGUUGCAAUAUGCAGUGAAAAAUGGGAAAUGUGUGCAGCACAUUAAUAUAAAUAAUUUCAAUUUAGAUCAACGCAAAAAGUUGAUCAUCUGUACUUAUUUACUACUAAGCCAGUAAUGAAUAAACAAUUCAUAGUCCUUCCUUCCACUGUAGUAAAAUUCAAGAGUGACUGACAUCCUGAUGAAGUGAGGACAUGGUAGGAGGUUAUAUCCUUGCAGCCAGAGGGUUCCCUGUUUCCACAGUGCACACGGGGGUGGGGGACAAUUUUUACUGACCUUCCUUGCCUCUGAAGUGCUUUGUGCCUUCCAAAAAUAUGUCCCUGAGAGCUAUAUAAUCUUCAGGAACAUAUUUUUGGAAAGUACUGAACACUUCCAUACAGAAGCAGAGGUCAGCAAAAAUCGCUGCCACGUGUGCAGCCAGCGUGGUGUAGUGGUGAGAGUGCUGGAUUAGGACCAGAGAGACCAGAGUUCAAAUCCCCAUUCAGCCAUGAAACUAGCUGGGUGACUCUGGGCCAGUCACUUCUCUCUCAGCCUAACCUACUUCACAGGGUUGUUGUGAAAGAAACUCAAGUAUGUAGUACACCGCUCUGGGCUCCUUGGAGGAGGAGUGGGAUAUAAAUGUAAUAAUAAUAAUCACCAUCAGCCAAUUACAAAAAGCAGCUUUACUGGGAACAGCCUAUAUUCUGCAACGAUAUCUAUAACAACUGACAAUAAAAUUCUGGCAUCCCAGGUCCUUGGGAAGGACUCGAUGUCUGGAUAAAACAAACCAGUCAAUAACACCUGUCUGUGUAAACAAGAAAUAAUAAUAAUAAUAAUAAAUACAUGUGCAAUACAGUAGCAGGCAAGCCUUUGGUUGCAAUAAGAAAAGCCUCUCGCUGGGUCCUUGCUUGCUUCAUUAGGAUGUCAGCCACUGAAAUGAAAGGUAUAGUUGUAUUAAUGCAGGUUAAUAGGUUUAACCUUAGCUCAGAUCUCACUGAAGUCAGUUAUAUGCAGAUGGCAGUUAUUCCAUUCUAACAGGCUAUUGGGCAAAUGUAUAGGAGAAACACUGCUAUUCCAGAACAGUUAAGGUGCAUUCUUUUUUCAUAUGUCUAUUGUAAAACAAAAAUAAAAACUGUUGGUUGCUCCAUCCUCCUGCUGGAUGGAGCAAAGAACAUAUUAAGUGGCUAUAAAGCAAUUGCUUACAUGUUGUAGACUAUAGACUUCGUCUAGUCAGCUGGGGCUGCACAAUGAAGAAUGCCAUCAAAGGAAGUCAAAGGGUUCUGUGAAUGAAGUGCAGUGUGGGAGCUAGAUUGCUGAUCUAAACUUGGAUUUCCCAUAUCCAAAGUCCAAAACCCAACAAAUUAUCAGUAAGUUGUGCGCAUGGCCUUGGGCAAAUAAUUAGGUGUUGGCAUAAAGUAUCUCAGAAAUUUACCAUCCAAAAUUACUACCCUAAAUUACCACCCAAACAAAAUAUUCCAAAAUCAAGUGCUAACUUCGGUCCAGAAAAACGAAGAUGAAGCAUGUAAGAAAAGGCUGGUGGUAAUUGGAUUGGGACCAGUUAACAUGAUUGUUCUUUGCAUGUUCUGUGCAAUCUCCCCCCCCCCCUGUUUAAAACAACCCACGUUGUUUGGGCCAUUGGAGUUGUUAGCUGAGUGUAGAGAGUGCAGUUUUUGCAGGCCAGCAGUUGAGCCACUUUAGAGAGCUUGUAGAAUGCAAAAUUCCAAUUUCUGCUCUUGGCAAACCAAUCUUGAUAACCUGCUCACCAUGUGCAUGGUGCAGUUGAGGCAACAAAGAAAGCACUUGGUUAUGUGCACUGGCUCAUUUCUCUUUCUUCAGCAUUUUGCUUGCAGGUGAUGAUCUAUCUAUAUCAUUUUUACUUUUUGGAAAAAAAUCAAAUAAUUCAUGAUAGUUUGGGGAUUUUGGAGAUUAGAAAUUUAGGGCAAGAUUACAAGAUGCAAGUUGGUUGCAUUCAGUUCCUUGAUUCUGCCCCCAAUAUUUGGAGCUUUGGUCAUUAUUUGCUGGUGGAGAAGAUGAUUAGUGUAACUUUGUGAAAGUGCUUUGUGGAAGGGUCAUGUUAUUAUGACAAAAAUACAAUAGGAUUUCCACUGCCAUCCGUAUUCAAUAAAUGCAAUAGGAAGGAUUAGUCAAGUCAUGAUGUGCGAACAUUCUGCAGUUCAAGAGUACAAGUGUUUAUGCUACAGUAUUGCUUACCACAAGCUUCACAUGGACACAAGGGCUUCACAGCAAAUACAUGGACAAUAUGUGGUGGACUUUUUCACAGGUGUUGAAUUGCUUUGGUUUUGCCAUUUUCAAAAUCCAAGGUACAUAUUUUGGUGUAACAAAAACACUACAUACUUUUGUAUCUCUUAUAUUGUUACUUUGAUUUAGUUUUCAUGUAACUAUGUAAAGAACUUCUAUAACUGCCUCUCAGUGCAUAGUUUUUCCUGUUCACCCCCGUUUUAUCCCAACUGUUUUAUAGGCUUGGCAUCUUUAUAACACCCAAAUGGAUGCCAAGUCUUCUGGUUUUAUUACAUUCUGCUUUGAUCUGGAGGGAAGGCAGGAAACCAUCCUAUUUGAAAUGUUGACAUAACUGCCCUUUAUGUUAAAAGUGGGUGACAGCUGCUGAACAGUUUGCAGGACUACCCACAAAAUUAUACCUUAAUUUUUCUCAAAUAUUUUGUACUGCAUGUCAAUUAUAUUUUUUUAACCAUAUCCUAGUAGUAUAACACUAUAUUACAGACUGGUUCUGGAAUUGUCCAUCCUUAUACAGAUGUCUUCCAAAUUUAACAACUAAAACCUUAGUGGUGGAGACAGUGACAAUGAUCAGCAAAUUCAUUUUCCACUUAUUUAUAAGUACAUUGUUGGGGGUGAGUGUGUGUGUGUGUGUGUGUGUGUGUGUGUGUGUGUGUGUGUGUGUACACACAUGUUGUAGUGACAAUAUACUAAGCACAGUGAUAAGUUACUGUAUUUCUGUAUGCAAUGGGAAACGGUGUUUUGUUUUGUUUUUGUUAAAUGUUGGCCGUUUUAAAAUAAAAUUUCUUCUCCUAAAAUCUCA